Spea bombifrons (plains spadefoot toad) is the source of this 1588-nucleotide messenger RNA. It is a transcript of the gene SRM, whose product is annotated as spermidine synthase. The record is from RefSeq and is a predicted model, not a curated record. Gene Ontology annotation, molecular function: spermidine synthase activity. Gene Ontology annotation, cellular component: cytosol. NCBI's taxonomy places the organism in Eukaryota, Metazoa, Chordata, Amphibia, Anura, Pelobatidae. Gene Ontology annotation, biological process: spermidine biosynthetic process. The coding region runs from base 54 to 926 and encodes 290 amino acids. The transcript is spliced from 8 exons.
UCUUCUUGCACGCUGGGCGCAGCAGGUUCGUGUGAGCGGUGCCUGGGUCCGACAUGGAGCAGCCGGUCCGGGAUGGAUGGUUCCGGGAGACGUGCAGCCUGUGGCCGGGCCAGGCCAUGUCCCUGGAGGUGGACGAGGUUCUCUACCACAAGCGCUCGGCCUUCCAGGAGAUCCUGGUCCUGAAGAGCAAAACCUACGGGAACGUCCUGGUUCUGGAUGGGUUAAUCCAAUGCACGGAGAGAGAUGAGUUCGCCUACCAAGAAAUGAUUGCCAACCUUCCCAUUUGCAGCCACCCAAACCCACGCAAGGUGCUGAUCAUUGGUGGCGGCGAUGGCGGCGUCCUGAGAGAGGUGGUGAAGCAUCCGUCCGUGGAGUCCGUGGUCCAGUGCGAGAUUGACGAGGAAGUGAUUAACGUCUCCAAAAAGUACCUCCCGGGGAUGGCCGUUGGAUAUUCCAGCCCGAAGCUCACCCUGCACGUCGGAGACGGCUUCCAGUUCAUGAAGCAAAACCAAGAUGCGUUUGAUGUCAUUAUCACCGACUCGUCGGACCCUGUAGGUCCUGCUGAGAGUCUCUUCAAAGAGUCCUAUUACCAGCUGAUGAAGACGGCGCUCAGGGAAGGGGGGAUCCUCUGCUGUCAAGGCGAGUGUCAGUGGCUCCACCUGGACCUCAUUAAGGAGAUGCACCAGUUCUGCAAGUCUCUGUUCCCCGUGGUGGAGUACGGGUACUGCACCAUCCCUACGUACCCCAGCGGGCAGAUCGGAUUCAUGCUGUGCAGCAAAAACCCGGGCACCAGCUUCCGGGAACCGGUACAGAAGCUGUCCCAAGAACAGGUGGACGAGAUGAACCUCAGAUACUACAAUUCAGACGUUCACCGGGCGGCAUUUGUCCUUCCGGAAUUUACACGGAAAGCGCUCAGCGAUGUGUGAGACUCCAGCAGAGCUGUCCUCACCGUCUCUACAGAAUCUCAGCGCUUUCUUUAAUUUUAAACCAGAAAACACACGGCAGUCUGUCUCGCCCGGGGGGCCGAACGCGGCUCUCCUUGGCUACCUGCUCCAUUCCAGUGCUGGGAACUGUGACGCAACUUCUUUCCCCCACUCGGGCUUCAAAUCUGUGGGUGCCAUGUGUGCCGGAGAAUACUGAGCGCAUGCACCUUGUCUUUAAAUGAAAAUAAUUCUUUAUUAGCCCCUCUUUAAGAGCAGCGCAGACCCCCGACCCGCUGUAAGUCGGUUUAAGCUGCCUUGAUGUUUACCAAGCCCGCUCUUUGUAACAAUAAGUAUAUCCUCGAUCGAUUUUAAGACGGUUCUUGUCCGGAAUGGAAGACAGAGACCCACCUGCUGCUAAACCUACCCUCAGUAUCGCUUAGGAUUUAACUCCGUCUCGUUACUUUGUAAUCAGCGAAGGAGUUGUGGAUAAAGGAACCUUCCCCCUGCGACGGUACGGCCAUGGCUGCUUUCUGAUAGGAGUGGAAGCGGACGGAUGGACGGACGGACGGGGGGGGUUGGAGAUAUUAGUCCCUUUGAUAGUAAAUUACAAUCACUGAAUGUUCAUUAACACAAAAUGGAUAAAUUAAACAUGAAUGCAAACCUGA